This is a messenger RNA of Monascus purpureus, 318 nucleotides long. The record is from the annotation of a GenBank genome assembly. NCBI's taxonomy places the organism in Eukaryota, Fungi, Ascomycota, Eurotiomycetes, Eurotiales, Aspergillaceae.
AUGUGGCUGCCAAGCUCUGAGAUUGUAUCAAUGCUUCCUAGCAUCCGAGAACCCUUGCGUCCCCCGUCAGCUGUGCCUAGCGCCAGUAAUAGUAGACCAAACACAUCCACAACCAGCCAAGUGAGGUUCAUAGGAACACUGCAUGGGUCACCACCCACAAUGCUUCCCCCCAGUAAAUGGCAAAAGACUGCAGAUCCACGAGCGAACCUUGACCCCUUAUCUGGGUAUAACCGCGACAAUACCUUUUCUACGAAUGUGUGUAUCUUAGCCAGCAGCCACCAUGGAAAAGAUGAUAAUUUGACACAACGCAUAGACUAA